AUGGGGACUGGAAACUACACAACUGUGACAGAGUUCAUUAUUUUGGGGUUAACAGAGGAUACUACACUUUGUGCUAUCUUAUUUAUUGUGUUUCUAGGAAUCUAUGUUGUCACCUUAAUGGGUAAUGUCAGCAUAAUCAUGUUAAUCAGAAGAAGUCCUCAUCUUCAUGCACCCAUGUACCUUUUCCUCUGCCAUUUGGCCUUUGUAGAUGUCGGGUACUCCUCAUCAGUCACACCUGUCAUGCUCAUGGGCUUCCUCAGGAAAGGAGCCUCUCUCCCUGCUAUUGGCUGCAUGGCCCAGCUCUGUUCUGUGGUGACCUUUGGGACAGCUGAAUGCUUCCUGCUGGCCGCCAUGGCCUACGAUCGCUACGUGGCCAUCUGCUCUCCUCUCCUCUACUCCACCCACAUGUCCCCCAGGGUCUGCAUCAUCUUAGUGGGAGCCUCCUACCUGGGGGGAUGUGUGAACGCUUGGACUUUCACUGGCUGCUUAUUAAGUCUGACCUUCUGCGGGCCAAAUAAAGUCAAUCACUUUUUCUGUGACUAUUCACCACUUUUGAAGCUUUCUUGUUCUCAUGAUUUUACUUCUGAAAUAAUUCCAGCCAUCUCUUCUGGUUCCAUCAUUGUGGUCACUGUGUUUGUCAUAGCUGUCUCCUACAUCUACAUCCUCAUCACCAUCCUGAAGAUGCGCUCCACCGAGGGGCGCCACAAGGCCUUCUCCACCUGCACCUCCCACCUCACUGCGGUCACUCUGUUCUAUGGGACCAUUACAUUCAUUUACGUGAUGCCCAAGUCCAGCUAUUCAACUGACCAGAACAAGGUGGUGUCUGUGUUUUACACGGUGGUGAUCCCCAUGUUGAACCCCCUCAUCUACAGUCUCAGGAACAAGGAGAUCAUGGGGGCUCUGAAGAGACAGCUUGGAAGAAAAAUAUUUUCUUAA
Messenger RNA from Microcebus murinus (gray mouse lemur), 936 nucleotides. Its product is annotated as olfactory receptor 5P3. Gene Ontology annotation, cellular component: membrane. Gene Ontology annotation, molecular function: olfactory receptor activity; G protein-coupled receptor activity. Gene Ontology annotation, biological process: G protein-coupled receptor signaling pathway. Lineage: Eukaryota; Metazoa; Chordata; Mammalia; Primates; Cheirogaleidae. The record is from RefSeq and is a predicted model, not a curated record.